AUGAUUGAUUGGAUGAGAUGGCACCGGAAUAAUCCAGAUCCAUCUGGUAGGGGUGGCAGACUUGGAAACAUUUCAAUGGAGGAGUUGAUGGAUCAUAAUAAAGAAGAUGACGUCUGGAUGGCUCUUAAUGGUCGGGUGUACAAUGUGACGCCGUACAUGGAGUACCAUCCGGGGGGCGUUGAGGAACUGAUGAAGGGAGCUGGUACCGAUGCCACUGAUCUCUUUAAUCAGGUGCACAAAUGGGUGAACUAUGAAACAAUGUUGAAGAGAUGUUGUGUGGGUUUUUUGACUUCUACAUCAACGACUUCAGCAGCUGCAAACCCACACAGGUCUUCAUCCAAUCCGACUGGUGAAAUUAAAAUUGCCUCAACCAAUUUUUCAAGUUCAUCUCUUUAUAGUCCCUCGCAGUACAGUUGGUGUCAAAAGAGUGAUACAGUUAUAAUAUCUGUGACCACGCAUAACGCCAGGAUUGUAAAAUCUCAUCACAUCAUCAUCGAUAAGAAUGGUUUAAACGUUAUCAUGCAUAUCAUCAUCAAUGAUUAUGUCUUCAUCAUCGAUAUCAUCAUACUGUCACCAACGUCUGUCGUUGACGAUGUUGAUGUCAUUUUCAAAAAAGUGAAUGUAGGCAGGUGUUGGUCUGUUCUCGGCACGAGCAAUGAUGGUGACGCCUGGUGGGGUCCUUUCAAUGUUGCCGAUUUGAGAUACAGAAAAUGUAAAAUUGUUGGUAAAAUUCAGUUGACCCACGACACAAACAUGUUUACUAUAGAGUUGCCCAGAGACACUAGAUUCCUUGUCCCUAUUGGCUGCCAUGCUUUCAUCCAAUUGGUUGUUGAUGAUGAUGAAAUUGAAGUUAGCUGCACGUACACCGGCCUAAAUUUUGAACUGACCUAUUUACAAAAGUUGGCAACGAAGUACGAUCAGGUCAUCCUGCUGGCCGCUGGUACCGGACUGACCCCAAUGAUCGGGGUUGUUAGGCAUUACCAUCGAUUAGUGGUUAGGAAUACUACAAUGCAUCUGCUAUCCUUCAACAAAACUGAACGUGAUAUAAUCCUCAGAGAUGAAUUGGGGUCCUUUGCUAGGAAAAAUAAAUGGUUUACUGUCUCACACAUCCUAUCAAGUCCGAGUGAUAAUUGGAAUGGACAGACGGGUAGAAUUACCAAAGAUAUUAUAAUGUCGGCCAUAAAAAAAGACAACUUAGUAGGUGGUGAACUCACAAACAAUCAAUGUUUGUUUUGUAUAUGUGGCUCAAAAGCGUUCUCUAACACAGCUGAAGGUCUUUUGAAAGAAGUUGGCAUUACAGACGACCAAAUGUACGUCUUUGCUGACUGAUGCGACCAAAAUAUAUCGCAAUGCUUCCGUGGGCUUGUUGGAAUUUGUUAUAACGUUUUAACUUCAUUGAAAUCAUGUCAUAUUUUAGUGAAAUUAUGAGAAAUUUUGUUUAAAUUGACAUUUCAAUUUCGACUCGUUUAAUUUAAAAUGAAUCAAUUUCGUUUAAUUUGACUCAAUUGUAAAAGAAUAUUUCUUAAUAAUAUGUUUUAACCUGCGUAGUCUUGUUUUGAUUCAUUUUUUAAAUUGAAUAUAAUUAUAUCAGUUUGUUUUGAAUGUAAUAUAAAGAAGUAACAACAGUUCAUUGGUAUGUUGUAUUUCUCUUUUUUCAAAUUUAUCAAUUCUUUUAUUUAUUUAUUUAUCUAUAUAUACCAAUAAAAUUUAGGAUAUAAAUUUGAAAAAAAUAGAUAAAAAAUAUCGUUUCAAGACAUCAUUCUUUUUUAAAUGUCGUUCACAGGGCAAACAGAUGAACCAAUAAAAUCUACAAACAUGAACACGUACGAACGAAUAUAAACAUACAUACACACAUAUCUCUGUGUACAAAUAUAUACACAAGUACACACACACGUACACACAAUAUAUAUAUAUAUAUAUAUAUAUAUAUAUAGCCUUAUACUAAUCAUGAUGACAAGUAGAUGAAAAGGAAUAGGAAAAAUAAUAACAAUUGAAAAAUAUAAAUGAUAACAUACGAUGGUUUUAACGGCGUAACUAUAAAAUGCCACGAAUAAAUAACUUGGAAAACCUUCCGAAAGGUACAAAACAACGACGAAUAAUAAAAAUAAUAAUAAAACAACGGCAACAACAACAACGAAAUAACGUAACAGUUGACGUGAACUUUAUCAUUAAAAUAACCAAAAGACAAAAUUAAAAGAAAAGAAACAUUUUAUCUAUAUAUAUAUGUCAGUCACACACAUAUAUAUAUAUAUAUAUAUAUAUAUAUAUAUAUAUGUAUACACAUAUACCAAGUAGCCAUAGUUAUAUAUAUAUUAUAUAUAUAUAUCUUUCUCUUAUAUAUAUAUGUGCGUAUAAAACAAAUACACACUCGUUUGUUCCUCCACACUCAUUCAUCCUCUCAGCCCAUUCAACUUGCACGUAAAAACACCUCAUUUAAUAUUACAUUAUGUCAUAUCUGAUAUCAUAUUAUAAUACAAUUUUUCAUCAUUAAUAAUAAAUAAUGAUAAUAUAAUAUAAGAGUCGCAUGUAGCAUUUAUUAUUAUAAUUAUUAUUAUGAUCAUUAAACUUCUGUUAAGUAUUUGUAGAACUUCAAAAUGUAGAUGUAUAUAUGCAGAAUGAAGUGUAAUUGUUAUUAUUAUUAUUAUUUAUUAUUCAUCAUCAUCAUUAUUAUUAUUAAUAUAUAGAGCAGUGAUUGUUGAACAAUUAUUGAUAUUAUUUCAAUCAGAGAUAAAACUCAUAUGUAGUAUGUUGUAGUAGUAGCAGCAGCAGCAGCAGCAGCAGCAGCAGAGUAAUAGUAGUAGUAGUAGUAGUAGUAGUAGUAGUAGCCAGCAGCAGUAAUAGGUAGUAGUAGUAAAUAUUAGUUAACUACUUUUAGCUUUUUUAAAGCCGGCGAAGGUUGUACUUUUAAUAGAAAAGUGUGUGUGUAGUAUUUUCUGUAGUAGUAGACAGCAGCAGCAGUAGUUGUAGUAAUGGUCAAAGUAGAUUUACUCAUUGUGGUAGUAGUGAAUAACAAUAAUGCUGCUCAGAAGUAGUGGCAGUAGCAAUGAAAUAUAAUAAAAACGUUCAGCCAGUCAGUAAAGCUUCCUCUUGUCGGAGCUGUGUGGUACAUGUUCGACCAGUUUGAGAAG
Helobdella robusta is the source of this 3128-nucleotide messenger RNA. RefSeq lists its product as hypothetical. Lineage: Eukaryota; Metazoa; Annelida; Clitellata; Rhynchobdellida; Glossiphoniidae. The record is from RefSeq and is a predicted model, not a curated record. Gene Ontology annotation, molecular function: oxidoreductase activity; heme binding. Bases 1 to 1329 code for a protein of 442 amino acids. Gene Ontology annotation, cellular component: endoplasmic reticulum. Gene Ontology annotation, biological process: generation of precursor metabolites and energy; superoxide metabolic process. The transcript is spliced from 14 exons.